This is a messenger RNA of Daucus carota subsp. sativus, 599 nucleotides long. RefSeq lists its product as uncharacterized. NCBI's taxonomy places the organism in Eukaryota, Viridiplantae, Streptophyta, Magnoliopsida, Apiales, Apiaceae. The transcript is spliced from 2 exons. The coding region runs from base 132 to 446 and encodes 104 amino acids. The record is from RefSeq and is a predicted model, not a curated record.
UACUAUCGAACUUCAAAGUUCAGACAGACAUAUAAAUAUAUGAGCAUACUCACAAAACCUUCUUCGAAUAAGAGAAUAAGCCACAGGAAUAUAAUAACAAAGCCCAUCAAAGUAUAUAAUUUUCUUGAAUCAUGGCUGCACAAUCCUCUUCUUCUUCUUCAAGCUUGGAUAUCAUUGUCCAAAGCAAACCUUCUGAAGAUCAGCUUUCUGAACUUGGUAUCAAGUCAUGGCCUAAGUGGGGAUGUUCUCCGGGGAAAUACCAACUAAAAUUCGAUGCACAAGAGACAUGUUACCUAGUAAGAGGCAAGGUGAAGGUGUACCGGAAAGACUCACCGGAGGUGGUGGAGUUCGCCGCCGGCGAUCUCGUCAUUCUUCCAAAAGGGUUGAGCUGCACUUGGGAUGUCUCGGUGGCCGUUGAUAAACACUACAAAUUCGACUCAUCUUAGAUAAUUCAUCAUUCACCAGCUAGCAAAUUUUAUUUUUUUCCAUUGACUAGUUUUUUUUUUUUUUUUGUUUUUUAGCUCUGUGUUAUUUAGAAAGAAUGUUAUGUAGUGGAUUAAGCAUAAUUAUAUUUUAUUCAUGUUUUAGUUGUCGGAUAA